Molecule: messenger RNA, 1155 nt
Organism: Lobosporangium transversale
Lineage: Eukaryota; Fungi; Mortierellomycota; Mortierellomycetes; Mortierellales; Mortierellaceae
Exons: 3
Coding region: 1-1155 (384 amino acids)
Source: RefSeq, a predicted model, not a curated record
AUGACUCCUGGAUCUUCAAAAAAUGAACACAAAAGCCCAAGUGGGAUGGAUACACACCCUGUUCAACCCAGGUUCUUUAUACCUAAACGCGCAAAGCCGAACCGCUAUCGACCUGUUUUCCCUACUGCGGAAAGGGAACUCUCCCCCAAGAAGUAUGACCUGACCAACUGUAAACAACAUGACCGUCCCGUCCCCAGCCAUCAAAGAAAGCCCAAGGUAAAGAAGGAGAAGGAAAAGAAAGAAGAGAAAGAAGAGAAGGUUGAGCAAAAGAAGGAGAAAAAGAAGAACCAAGGGAGGAUCGUCUACGCCGACUUGACUGGUAUACAAAAGCAAGUGAAGGAGGUCACUGCCAAGGAUCGACGGUUGAAAAGGGUUCACCCCACUAUUGCAUUAACUCUGGGUACGCCCAAGACGUGUAUAAUGGCCAAGCUCGAAUCCGACUCCGCACCCAAUCCCGUUGCCAUGCCCGAACUUGCUGUUAUGAUCCCAGAGCCCAUUCAAUCCUUUGUCGAAAUGUUGAAUGAGUUACGGGUUCAAGCUUUCUGGACCUGCGCCUUGUGGAUUGAUAUGCUGCUUACCACUGCGCCAACAGAUCUCACACAACUCCUGAAUAAAGUUCUAGAUUCCCAGAAAUUUAUUUACGGCCUUGGUACGUUGUUGUAUCAUGGGAAGGUCGGUUCAAGAGCCGAUUAUGUGAAGAAUGUGAAGAAAUAUGGCCAAGAAAAUGUAGUCAAGCCGUCCCAGCUCCAAGCAUACGAAUACUUUUGUACAGAAACAGGGUUCGAGCCUUUAAAAACGAUCUAUCCCCGUUUGACAGUCGGCAAGUCAAGCCAGAUGGUCAUGAGAGUUGUUCAAGCGGCACUAAGAUCUCAUUAUCGGAAUGCACAGUUUGACAGUGAUAAACCCGCUGAAAGAAGCUCCAUCCAAUUCUUUUUUGAGCAAAAUGCCACUGCCGAAAAAUAUGUGGAUUUUCCUAGAUCUGCUUUCUCGCCUCAGUCUCUCUACUUAACUGAAGACUGCCUUCUGAGUAUAUUAUGGUCUAAUCUCGAUGUACGAGAGGAAAUAGGCCGGCUGCUGAACUUGGGGGUAGUAAGCAAAAAAAAAAAUGUAGUAGAUGCGGUCCUUAGUGAAAUAUGCCAGGAUCAUAAUAAGUAA